This is a messenger RNA of Acinonyx jubatus (cheetah), 1479 nucleotides long. RefSeq names its product olfactory receptor 2M3-like. The record is from RefSeq and is a predicted model, not a curated record. Gene Ontology annotation, molecular function: olfactory receptor activity; G protein-coupled receptor activity. Gene Ontology annotation, biological process: G protein-coupled receptor signaling pathway. NCBI's taxonomy places the organism in Eukaryota, Metazoa, Chordata, Mammalia, Carnivora, Felidae. Gene Ontology annotation, cellular component: membrane.
AUGGCAUGGGAGAAUCAGACCUUCAACUCAGACUUUAUCCUGGUAGGAAUCUUCAAUGACAGCCCCACUCACAUCUUCCUUUUCUCACUGGUCUUGGGCAUCUUCACAGUGGCCUUCAUGGGAAACACUGUUAUGGUUCUCCUCAUCUGCCUUGACAACCAACUCCACACCCCCAUGUACUUCCUUCUCAGCCAACUCUCCCUCAUGGACCUCAUGCUCAUCUGCACCACUGUACCCAAGAUGGUUUUCAACUACUUGUCUGGCAGGAAGUCUAUCUCUCUGGCUGGUUGUGGAGCCCAGAUAUUCUUAUAUGUGUCUCUGCUUGGAGCAGAAUGUUUCCUGUUGGCUUCAAUGGCUUAUGACCGUUAUGUUGCCAUUUGCCACCCAUUAAGAUACUCAAUUCUCAUGAACCAGAAAAUAUGUGGUCUCAUGGCAGCUUUUUCAUGGAUUCUUGGCUCACUUGAUGGUAUAAUUGAAGCUGCAGUUGCAUUGUCUUUCUCAUAUUGUGGUGCCCGAGAAAUACCCCACUUUUUCUGUGAUGUCCCUGCCCUUCUCACUCUCUCAUGCACUAACACAUUGUUAUUUGAAAGGAUGGUAUUUAUAUGCUGUAUUAUUAUGCUUCUUUUCCCUGUAGCAGUAAUCAUUGCUUCCUAUGUUCAUGUUAUUGUGGCUGUCAUUCACAUGGGAUCUGGAGAGGGCCCAUGUAAAGCUUUUGGCACCUGUUCUUCUCACCUCAUGGUAGUAGGAAUGUAUUACGGAGCAGCCAUGUUCAUAUACAUGAGGCCCAGUUCAGAUCGUACCCCCACCCAGGACAAAUUCGUGUCUGUCUUCUACACUAUCCUUACUCCCAUGCUGAAUCCUCUCAUCUAUAGCCUCCGCAACAAGGAUGUGGCCAGAGCAUUCAUGAAGGUGUUAGGAAGGGGUAGUCUGGAGAGCAAAUUGCCUGAAAAGCCUAUUAUGUUUUAUGGUCCUGAUAGUAAUGGCUUUAUGAAGAAGAGAUCAUAUAAUAUCCAGGACCUAGUGCUUCACGGAGUAUCUCUGAUGUGUGCUGUGUGCACUCUGCUGCUAUACUUUGGCUGUUCUACCCCUUAUUCCAGUCAUCUGCAGACGGCCUGCAGUGGGAAAUGCUUGGACCUGGGCCAGGUUGUGGACCCUGACCUCGGUGUUUGUUGCACCGGUCGCGAUAUCAACCUCGUUGGACAAAACCAGCCAGGACACAUACCAGGAGGGCCUUCCCUGGUACUAGGGAGCACAGCACAGGAGUUUAAAUCCCAGCCAAGUUCUGGGGCAAAGGAGUUGGUGGAGCGAGACAGACAGCAACACAGUGAGGAUGGAUCCAAAGGAGAGAUUUGGGACACCAUGUCAUGGAGAAGAGACUUGGGGGGGUCGCCAUUUUUCUCACCACCACCACCAAAGCGGGGCCUCAGGGAUUGGCCCACAGUACCCAGAGUAGAAGCAGGACCAGCCUACACCAAAUGA